AUGCAUGGCCAGGUGUUGAUCCUUCUCGGGCCCUUUGUGGAUGCAAACAACACGAAGGUCAUGGAAGGGGAAGCCUGCCUUUCAGGCAGCGAGGAGCCGGCCUGUCUCGAGGAGGUCUAUGUCCGCUUCUUUGCAGAGCUGCGAAAGGGAUUGGAGCCGCUUCGAGCUGCCAGACUAGCGACACAGGUCUUCAUCCUCCCUUCUCUGGAUGAGGCUGUCAAUUUUCACCCACUCCCGCAGCCACCGAUGGACAUCAUGCUUGCACAAUGGUUGGAAGAAGAAGCCACUGAUCUACUGCAGUUGCAGCAGAUGGGAGUGCGCUUCUUAUCUAACCCUGCCCAUAUUGAGCUCAAUGGCAUCAAGGUGAGCAUCACCUCCGCGGACGCCCUCAGCCCAAUACUCCGUGAAAUGGUACUGCGCCCCGAGGGCCGAAAAGUCGAGGAGGCAUUGCGGCUUCUACUCAAGCAGAGAUGCUUGUUCCCUGCUGUGCCUCGCGACCCAGCUCAGGUGUACGAGGCCAAAGCGCAAGCUUUGGACUUCCCCUGGGAUGGCAUUUCGCCGCAGAUCUGCAUCUUUCCUUCGCCCUUGGCUGUCAUGAACGGGGCCGUGGUCGAGAACACAUUCUUCGUAAAUCCUGGAGCUUUGUGUCGACAGGCUGCUUCGGGCUCCUUUGCCGAGCUGUGGAUCCAGCCUGCAGAAGGUGUUUCAACAAUGAAGGAUCGGGUGCGGGUGGAUCUCAAGAAACUAGGUUAG
Symbiodinium sp. CCMP2592 is the source of this 753-nucleotide messenger RNA. Lineage: Eukaryota; Dinophyceae; Suessiales; Symbiodiniaceae. The record is from the annotation of a GenBank genome assembly.